Molecule: messenger RNA, 4416 nt
Organism: Caenorhabditis remanei
Lineage: Eukaryota; Metazoa; Nematoda; Chromadorea; Rhabditida; Rhabditidae
Exons: 20
Coding region: 1-4416 (1471 amino acids)
Biological process (GO): homophilic cell-cell adhesion
Cellular component (GO): plasma membrane
Molecular function (GO): calcium ion binding
Source: RefSeq, a predicted model, not a curated record
AUGAUGAGGCAUCGACGACGUUCCUCCACUUCAAUUUUCCUCAUUUUUCUUAUUUCCUUCUCCUCAUCGGUCCCCUCAAUUUCCACUCAAGACCCACAAAUAUCGGAUCAACCGAUCAUCUCAAAUCAUGCUCCAGUACUUCAAGUCUCGUCUACAGAGGGCUUUUUGGCUGAAACUGCUGAAAUUGGAACGACGGUUCGGGUCUCGCCAAAUAGUCAAUCAGAAUCGUUGCAGAUUUUGGUGAAUGAUGAGGAUUUGCAACCUGGAAUGCCACCUGCCACGUAUCAAUACAUUCUGACUGGUCUCGGAGCAACUAUCUUCGCAGUUGACCAGAGAGGAUAUGUGUAUUUGAAUGUACCAAAAAUUGAUGCGGAUCCACCAAAUCCAUCGACCUAUCAGUUGAAUGUUGAAGCCCGCGAGGUGAACACAAUCCCAACGCGUCGAAGUGAACCCGUCACCAUCACAAUCCACAUUUUGGACGUAAACGACAAUUCUCCACAAUUCGAACAACCGAUUUAUAUGGCGAAUACGACUGCAAAUGGAGAGGAAAGAGAUGUGGUCAGAGUGGUGGCGACGGACGUGGAUUCCGGAGCAUUUGGACAAGUCACUUAUGCUAUUGCUCAGGUAACCAACGGAGCCGAAGACAAAUUCCGUUACGAGCCAGCUACCAAUAUGCUCCUGGCUACUGGCCAUUUGACUCCUGGAGAGAGAUAUCAAGUUGUAAUAGAAGCAACUGAUGGAGGUGGCAGAAGCUCUCAGGCUAUUGUGAUUGUCCUGGCAAUGGAUCCAUCUCAACACACGUUUAGUUCGUUGGCACCACUUCCAGGGAUGGAAACUUUUAUGCCGAAUCCAUUGGCUAUGGCUACGACUCCAGGGACUAUGGUCACUAGUGCAGAAUCCGAAGAAACCAUCCAAACAUUUGUCACCGAAGUCAAUGAGAACACCCCAGCUAACACGGUUGUGGUUUCAUUGGGUGAUGAGUCUUCCAAAGAUUUGACGUAUUUCAACAUUGUCGGUGGCAAUGAGGAAGGCAAAUUCGCUAUUGAUGAUGCUGGCACCAUCGUAACCGCUGACGAGUUGGACCGUGAGAAGACAGCAAUGUAUUCUCUCCAAGUGGAAACGAGAUCUCGUAAUCCAGAUCAACAUUUAUAUUGGACACUUGCCCAGGUUACUGUAAUGGAUGUCAAUGAUAACUCACCGAUUUUCACUGAUCCACAGCCAAUUCGUCUAAGAUUAAGUAUUGAUGACAUCGAGCAGUUGACUGCAAAUAUGAUCAUCGGAAAGAUUGGAGUAGAAGAUGCAGAUGCUGAUGAUAACGGAAGAUUGGAAUUGAGAAUAAUGCCACCACACAAUAAACUGUUCGCUAUCUCCAAUGAAGGAAUUCUGAGUGUCAAUGGAGACUUUACUGCUGCUCAUUUUGGAGAGCAUGAUGUCACAAUUGUAGCAAGAGAUCAUGGAGAACCAUCACUUGAAACAAGAGCCAGAGUGCAAAUUUCUAUAUUCGGAACUUUGAUCACUAUGGCAACGGUAGCGCCGACGAACGAAGUAUUCGAGUACACUUCAAGCGUCGAAGAAGAGCCACAAACCACGAAUCCAGACGAGUUCCUUCAAACCGUCACCAUGCCUCCAUCCACCAAAAACCAGGUCCCUCAACAGAUAUUCUCCUCGUUCCCGGCACCUGUACAGACGUCUGCUCCGGAACCAGAAUUCCCACAAUUCCCCACUUUCCCAACACUCAGUCCACAUCCUCAGAUCGACGAGGAAACCGAAGAAGAGGAAACCGAGAAUCCUGAAGAGUAUCCGGAUACGGUACCCACCGUACCGACGGCUACAGUACCCCAACCGGAUUAUUCGGAAGAAUAUGGACAAGAGGCAAGUAGCACGAGUAGCACGACUCAAGUACACGGCGUUUGGUCUGAAAUAUCCGAGUUCCCUGAGACAACUGAAACCGACACGUUUGGCACAGUGCCCCCAGAUACCGAAUCCACUGCACCAGCACCUGAAACUGCACCUGAAACACCCGAUAUCGCACUGGAAACCACCGAAAUGCCUGAGAAUCACACAGAACCAUCCACGGAGAAUGCAGAGAAUGCAGAGAUCGAGAAUUCGUGGCAAGAGGAAUUCGGCACCAGUCAGGAACUUCCAUCCCACCCAACAACAAAAAUGGCUCCACCAGUCACUCAAGCUCCGCCUCCUCAACCAGCUCAAAAACGACUUGCUCCAGUCUUCAAACCAUCUCAAAUCACAGUACAAAUCGAUGAAAAUGAGUCACAAGUAGAGAUUACGAAAGCCCAUGCCACGUAUCCAGAUGGGUUGUCUGGAACGAUUACAUACGUUCUUCAUAAGGGAGAUCCCAGUCUUUUCUCUGUAUCUUCUUAUUCUGGAUCUAUUAAUUUAUUGAGAGCAUUGGAUGCAGAAGCCAACUCGACUGCCACUAUUCAAGUUUCCACUUCGGAGGCCCAAACAAUGGAAGUGGAUCCAAAACUCGCUCAUUUCGUUAGCAUUACAAUUAACGUCGCUGAUAAGAACGAUUGGAUUCCAAACUUUGAAAGUGGAUCAUAUGAAUUCGAUGUUAAGGAAGACACUCUUCCGGGAACUAUUGUGGGACAAGUUAAUGCAUUUGAUCAGGAUAGAGAUGAUCCAAACAACCGUAUCCGGUACCGUCUCCUGUCUGCAGGUGGUCUGGAAGCCCAUUUCAAUGUGAAUGCUGAGAGUGGAUUGAUCACUUUGGCAAGGCCUAUUGAUGCAUUCGCCGGGGAGAAGAUUACGCUGCGAAUCGAGGGAGCCGACAGUGGAAUGCCACCACUCUCCUCCACAACUACAGUACUCAUCAACGUGGUUGCCACGUCAUCUCACUUGAUUCCUGACGCCUCGCCUGUCUCGAAUACACCGAACGAGGGAGAAUUGCAGUUCAGUUUGAGAAAUUAUACAGCAUCUGUAUCUGAAGCUGUCCGUCCACCUCACUUGGUUCAAGUACUGUCAGUGAUGAAUAAACCAACGGAUACCAGAUUUAUCAUCUGUAAUAUUGUAUCUGGAAACUAUCGUGGAGCAUUCGGAGUCACUGCUGGAAAUGAUGGAAAUUGUGAGCUGAGAACGCAGAUGGAGUUGGAUAGGGAGACUGUUGAGAGAUACCUCCUAAAUGUGACCGUAACCGCUGGAACUCAAACCGACUAUGCGCUUGUCUCGAUUACUGUACUGGAUGUGAAUGACAAUGUGCCUAGAUUCGUUUAUGAUUCGGAUCUCGGAUUGACCACUUACUUCGGAGCAGUUUCCUCGGUGGCCAAUGCGUUCACAAGAGUGCUAACAGUGAAGGCUGAAGACGCAGAUCUCGGAAACAGUAGUCUCGUGAACUAUGCAUUGGAUCCACUCUCCGCCCAUUCCAAAUACUUUUCAAUUUCUCCAUUCGGUGAAAUCAGUACGAAACAGAGCAUGUCAACUAUUUUAAGCAGAAAUCGUCUUCAAUUUUUCGAGUUUAGAGUAUCCGCUUGUGACUCGCCAAUAUCCGGUCAGCAGUUGUGCUCGAAGGCAGAUGUUGUUGUGAAUGUAAUCGGGUCGACCAAUAGAUUCAAAAUGAUUAUCUAUGGAUUAAACCCACAACAGUUGAAGAAACAUGAGAAAGAUCUGGUGAAAUCGAUUAGGCAAUUCACUGGAAGCUGUAAUUUAUUGACAAUUGAGAAGAUGAUUGAGCACACUGCUAUUGAAAAUCAGAUCCGAACGGACAUCUACUGGUACGCAGUGAACCCCACAACAAAGAAGAUUUGCAAGAAACAAGACAUUCGAAAGUUAUUCGAGACGUCGAAUGUUCAAUUGAUUGCUGGAAAAGUGCAGCCAUGGUUCAGACUGGAAAGAAUUUCAGAGGAUGCCGGCGAAGAAGGAAAUCUGUCGAAUGGAGGGAUUCUGUCAACCAACUGGAAGACAUCCAACAUUCUUUUGAUCAUACUUGCUGUCACCGUUGCUCUCGGAGCUAUAAUUGGAAUCUGUGCCAUUUGUGUCUUCUGGAAUCGAUACAAGACGGCGCAACGGAAUGCAUCCAACUUUUCCCACUCAUACCCUCAGAAGUUGGGUCCAAUCUAUCAUCCAACAAUGGGAAUGGAUCCACGAACAGAGUAUGAUUAUGAGACACAAAAUGUGAAUAUGUUGAUUUCUGAUGAGGAUUUGACAAUGAAGAGUGGAUCGAUUGGAGUGCCAGCACAUCAGAGAAUGGGUGGUGGGGGGCCACAAUUUGGAGGUCCUGGAUUCGGAGGACCUGGGGGACCACAGAUGAAUGGAGGAGGGGGUGGAGGAGGAGGAAAUCAGAGUUAUAGAACAUAUGGAUAUAGGCCUGCACAGAGUACGGCUUACGAAGGAGAUUUUAGCAUAGAAGAAUCAAUGUACGCAAUUAAUCCAUCAGGACGACUGGAUCCGGUUACGAAGUGA